Molecule: messenger RNA, 1288 nt
Organism: Gigantopelta aegis
Lineage: Eukaryota; Metazoa; Mollusca; Gastropoda; Neomphalida; Peltospiridae
Product: probable maleylacetoacetate isomerase
Exons: 8
Coding region: 224-1006 (260 amino acids)
Biological process (GO): L-phenylalanine catabolic process; glutathione metabolic process
Cellular component (GO): cytoplasm; mitochondrion
Molecular function (GO): glutathione transferase activity; maleylacetoacetate isomerase activity
Source: RefSeq, a predicted model, not a curated record
UGGCAUAUAUACACAUUGACCCAUUAUAAACAUUUUCAGAUAUGGACCAAAGUCAGAAUCGUUUCCUGGUGGCCAGGGAGGAUCUACAAAUGUAAUUUUUUGUCUUAUCCGCCCCACUAUACGAUACUAAUAUAUAGAUGUUCACACACGCAUGCACACAAUAUAUUGUCCAUCCCUUCUAUUUCUGGCUACAGACCUUCACAAAUAUUAACACGUACAUCUAAUGGACGGCGUGACUGACUGGAUCACAGAUGUCACAGUGUCUCUCUUUACCCAGAGCCUGUUCACUGUAAAAUCAGGUCACUUCUGUUAUCAUUUGAUCCACGACUCGGGGAAAUCCCAAAAGAAAAUGGAGUGCCAAAAGCCGGAUGUCAAGCCAGUUUUGUAUUCGUUCUUUAGAAGUUCAUCAUGCUGGCGAGUCAGAAUCGCCUUGGAUUUUAAAGAGAUUGACUAUGAAUACAAAACAUGCGAGUGGUUCUAUGAAGAGGGACAAAAGCGUGCAGAGUACCUGAAGCUGAACCCAAUGGGAGAGGUCCCCACCCUGAUCAUAGAUGGCAACACACUGACACAGUCCCUUCCCAUUAUAGAAUAUUUGGAAGAAACGAGGCCAGAUAAACCUCUUCUUCCAAAAGAUCCUGUACUUAGAGCAAAGGCACGGGCUUUAACGGAAAUAAUAAACUCAGGAAUACAACCCCUUCAAAAUAUCAGAGUCGAAAAGAAAUCUGGGGACAGUACAUGGGCCAAGUUCUGGAUAGAAAAAGGAUUUACGGGUUUAGAGAGAGCUCUACAGGAAACUGCGGGGAGGUUUUCAAUGGGAGACAGCAUCUCACUACCUGACGUGUAUUUAGUGCCACAGGUGUAUCGUGCCAAAAGAGUGAACGUGGAUAUGAGUAAGUUCCCACUUAUUAGUCGCAUAGACUCGGCACUUUCGGAGGUGGACGCAUUCAAAUCUGCGCAUGCGUUACGACAGCCAGAUUGCCCAAUGAAAGAACGUUUAUCAUCCUAAUCCACGACAUGUUCAUGUUCAUUACAGCUAUAAUGAAUGCACAAUACAGUAGAAUCUCGUUGGGGCGGACUCGAAAGUGUCGAUUACACCGCAACGCUCGAACCAAACACGAAGUUCCGAGUUACACUUACACGUUGUUGACCGAGUGGUUAGGUCGCACUACCCGGUGGGUAGAACACUUUCUCGGGCACCGACAGAGUUCGAGCCAACGGGAUUCAACUGAAAAUAACAUAUUUUAGAUGUUUGAUUUGUAUUUGUUUUAAUAAAACAGAUUGCUGACUA